This is a messenger RNA of Nylanderia fulva, 2409 nucleotides long. RefSeq names its product odorant receptor 10-like. Gene Ontology annotation, cellular component: plasma membrane. The record is from RefSeq and is a predicted model, not a curated record. Gene Ontology annotation, biological process: sensory perception of smell; detection of chemical stimulus involved in sensory perception of smell. Lineage: Eukaryota; Metazoa; Arthropoda; Insecta; Hymenoptera; Formicidae. Gene Ontology annotation, molecular function: odorant binding; olfactory receptor activity.
AAGUUAAAUAUCUUAAAAUUGUUUUUAGCAAAUAAUAAUAAAAAAUCUGUCGCCUUUGUAGUAUUGUAGCAAUUGUUGAAAAAAAAUGCAAAUACUCUCUCUGAAUUUUUUUUUAUACACCAUCAGUGGCAUUUGGCGACCGACUGAAUGGUCUUCGAAAAGUUCCAAGAUGUUGUAUGGCAUGUUCACUUGUUUUAUAUUGUCUCUGCUAAUAUUUUUCGGGCUAGGUCAAUUGCUAGAUAUUAUCCUUGUUAUCGAUAAUGUGGACGAUUUUGCUGAGAAUACUUUAAUGUCCUUUUCUUUUAUCAGUGUAUUGUGUAAAGCAGUAGCUACUUUAAUACGUCGCGAUGAAAUUGUUAUUUUAAUUGAAACACUACAGAAAAAACCUUGCAGAGCUUAUAAUAAAGAGGAGAGCGACAUCCAGAUGAAAUUCGAUCACUUGAUCAGAUCAUAUUCCAUAAGUUACAUAUACCUGGCAACGUUUUCUUGUUCUGGUGGCGUAUUAAGAGCAGUGCUCAGUAUUUUGGAGGGUCAAUUACCCUUUCGGAUAUGGUUACCGUACGAUUACACAUCACCUACUUAUUUAUUCUACGUUACAAUAAUGCAAGAACUCGUUACUGUGGUUUUUGGCGCGAUUGUAAACGUCGCGACGGAGACCAUGGUAUUGGGAUUUUGCUUGCAAAUAUGCGCACAAUUUGAGCUUUUGAAACAUCGUCUGCAAAGAAUGGCGAAGGAGACAGAGCAAACGUCGAAAUAUUCGUUGAACGAUUCCUCAAAUAAAACAUACAGAUUGUCGGAGCAUAUUUUACAUCACCUGUGUAUAAUCAGACUUGCCAAUGCUAUCAACAACAUAUUCAGCCAAGUAAUUUUUGUCCAAUUUUUCGCCAGCACAUUAGUGAUAUGCUUAACUCUGUACUAUUUAACUGCUCAUAUGAGAAUUACAGAUCUCGUUGGUUUGAGUUUCUACGCAUUUUGCAUGUUUGCUCAGAUUUUUAUUUAUUGCUGGGCUGGAAACGAAGUUAUACUCAAGAGUACUGGAUUGAGUGAAACCAUAUAUCAAACAAAUUGGAUAUCGAUGCCAAUAAACGAACGGAAGGAUCUACUGAUGAUUAUGAAGCGUAGCAUACGACCUAUCAAGUUAACUAGCAGCUUCUUAGUUACGUUAUCUCUGGAAUCUUACAGCAAAGUUCUGCAAGCGUCUUAUUCUGCAUUCAAUCUUUUGCAACACAUGCGUAUACUCUCUUUUAAUUUCUUUUUAUAUGGCAUCUGUGGUAUGUGGCGACCAAUUGAAUGGUCUUCGAAAUAUUCCAAGAUAUUGUAUGGAGUGUUCACUUGCUUCACAACGUAUCUCGUGUUACUUCUACUGUUUACUCAAUUAAUGGAUCUUAUUCUCGUUAUCGAUAAUGUGGACGAUUUUGCCACGAAUGCCUUAUUUCUACUUUCGGUUGUCAGUGUAUUUGUCAAAGUAGUAACUACUAUAACACGUCGCGAUAAAAUUGUCAAUUUGAUCGAAAUACUACAGAAGAAACCUUGUAUAGCUUACGAUGAAGAGGAGUGCGAUAUCCAGAUGAAGUUUGAUCGCUUAAUCAGAUCAUAUUCCAUAAAUUAUACAUCCCUGGCAUCAGUUUCUGCCACUGGUGCCUUAGUAGGAGGGGUGUUCCAUAUUUUAGAGCAUCAGUUACCCGUUAGGACAUGGUUACCGUACGAUUACACCCCACCUCUUUUAUUCUGGAUUACAUCAAUUCAAGAGCUGGUGGCUCUAAUUUUUUGUACAAUUAUAAACGUCGCGACGGUGACUACGGUAUUAGGAUUUUGCUUACAAAUAUGUGCACAAUUUGAGAUUUUAAAACAUCGACUGCAUAGAAUGGUAAAAAAGGCAGAGCAAACUUCCAGAAUUUCGUUGAACGAUGUAUCAAAUGUAACAGGCAGUCUGAUGACGAGGAGUCCGACAAUUUCGGAGCAUAUUUCACAUCACCUGUGCAUAAUCAGACUUGCCAAAAUUACCAACAAUAUAUUCAGCCAAGUAAUCUUCAUCCAAUUUUUCUCCAGCAUAUUGGUGAUAUGCUCAAGUCUGUACCAUUUAACUUCUCAUAUGACAAUUGCACAUGUUGCUCCCUUGAUUGUCUAUACAUUAACAAUGUUUGUUCAGGUUUUCAUUUAUUGUUGGGCUGGAAACGAAGUUAUGGUUAAGAGUACUGGAUUGAGCGAAACUGUAUAUCAAAUGAAUUGGAUAUUGAUGCCGAUCAACGAACAGAAGGAUUUAUUGAUGAUUAUGAUGCGUAGUACACGACCUAUCAAGUUUACGAGCAGCUUUUUGGUAUCAUUAUCACUUGAGUCUUACGGAAAUCUUCUGAAAGCGUCUUAUUCUGCAUUCAAUCUUUUACAACAAUCUUAGGAUUUUAUUUAUUC